AUGGAGCCUUUACGAUUUUUCUGUCAGACUCCGGUCUGGGGAGAUGGUCGUAAAAUGGGGAAUGCAACGGGUCCGAUGUGGCCGGACAGCGAAUGGGAGAUGAGAGGUCACCGCGGAACGGCCGGCGUGGAUUUGGACGGGGUGGUUUAUUACCCCAGAUGCAUCCCUCGCACGAGAAUACUCGCGGAAUGCAAAGAGGAAUCUGGAUUCGUCUUUGUUGCGGAUUCCCAGACGUCGGCCACGGCGAGAGUUAGAGACGUAUCAAUAACUAAUUGUUUUCCGGAGCCAACAGAUGUCGCCCUUCCGUCAGCUGGGUCACCUCUAGCGGAACACAUCCUCGACAUACGAGUGUAUUAUCAAAACCAAAUAUUAUCAGAAGCCAAGGUGAGCGGGAGUUGUCUCGAUGCUCGCCUAAUUACAUCGACCUCAGAAGCCGGCAGCAUACGAGACGAAAAUCUGAAGACUGGCGACACGCACGCUGCCGGCAACACGACACCGACCAUUGAACAUUUUCACGAGGGAAAUAUCGGCUUACACGAGAGACCGCCACCCACUACGAGCACGGGGACACUAGCGCCGCGCCCCGACGGCGGCCGCGGGCUUACGAGCUACGUGACGGAGUGCUCCCACGAAAAACACUAG
This is a messenger RNA of Danaus chrysippus (African queen), 642 nucleotides long. NCBI's taxonomy places the organism in Eukaryota, Metazoa, Arthropoda, Insecta, Lepidoptera, Nymphalidae. The record is from the annotation of a GenBank genome assembly.